AUGUUUCUCGCUGGAUUAUUCAUCGAUGAACUGGAUUAUUUUGCGCCAAAUGAUAUCGAGACAAAGGAGUUCGAACAACACGUCGUGAACCACGCUAGUAUAUUUGAGGUCCCAACUCCCUUCAUCUCAACCUUCAGGUCCAUGCUUGCACCAAUCCAUAGGGCGAUCCAAAAAAAGGAAGGGGCAAUAAUAACCAUGAUUGACUCGAAAAAGCUACAGACCCAAGUGUACUCUGCUCAGAAGCUUGUCCGCAAGGUUGAAUUUCUCAUCUGGGGAAAGGUUCAUAAAUCUGCCAUAAUAUCAUCGUUUAAAGUCAGUUCGCUUCUUCAGGUAGCAAGUGAGCAUCCCCAUAUUGAGAGCAUUCUGCAGCUCGACGUUAUUAGAACAUAUGAAAAAGCCGGAAGAUCAUUACACCAGGUCCUAGCCAAGGGCCUGGGACAACUUGACCACCAGUCUGGCUUGAUUAUAGGAGAGCUCUUGGCCCGCCUCAAAGUGCCUCAGCAAUAUUUCCAUUCAAUUGGACAAGGAAUAGUGUACUCGUGGCGUUUGAAUACCAAGAAAGGCUCCUGGCAAGAGUUUAUCGGAGGAAUGAACAGUGGUUAUUUGUCGCUGUCUGAGGUCCAUGACCCAGGAACAACCCUGCCUGCCAUCUUGGACCUAAAUGAUCUAGAUCAGCUCGAGCCAUCUUCAGACGAAGACACUGUAACCGACGGGGAAUCAUCGCCAGAUAGUGAUGUUCAGGAGAGUGAUGAUGAUCCACGAGCUGACACGCCUUGUCCCGUAGGACUGCCUACGAGGGCUGCGUUGCCACCUAUCGAGCUCUUUGACGGCCAUAACAGAAGGUGGAUAGCGCAAAAGGAUCGCACAAGGGAAGAAGUUAUAAUUGACGACUCUAGCACCGAAGAUGAGGUUACUGACGAUGUCUUCACAACGGUUGCCUUCUCAGACACCUUGUUCAAUACAAAUACAAUCAAUGACAACACCGGGAGCGUAACUUCAGCGAAUCCUGAGCCGGAGCUCAUAGAGUCUCGUCAUCAACCAGUGGCAGAGGACCAAUUUGCGAGUGACAGAGCGAGAGUCAACCAAAUUUUAAAUUGAUACUGCACCUAAUAAUACCUGCUUAAUGUUCCUAAUCCCGUCUUGUCUCCGAAUAACCGAAGAUCUGAUUAUGCACAAGGCAAAAUAUCAGACGGAGAACAGAAAGGUGGAAGGGCGAAAGAAAAACAGGAGAAGCCGGUGCAUAUUUACUUGUUUUGGGGUAGGGGCUGAACUGAGAAUUGGUCGGUAGGUAGCACACCAACUGGGCUGCUCAAGGCACGGAGGCAAGUUGUACUAUAUUCCCAAGGGCAGCUGGCAUCUCAAUUCUCUAGCUUUUAGCGACGAGGAAAAGCAAUCGAAGAAUCCCGGGGAGAACGACAAUAGUGUAAAGAGAAAUAAUGAAUGAAAAAAGACCUAAAUUGGCAUCAUGAAAAAGCUCCAUUCCCGAACUGUCAUGAACGGCAAUCCCUUUCCCGGUUGGCUAUACAGUUGGAAUUCUAACAUAGGAGUAUCAAAAAGCUUUUUUUCAUUGGAUAUUUCCUUCACAAGGGUACCUGGGACAUGAAAUCG
Messenger RNA from Aspergillus caelatus, 1608 nucleotides. RefSeq lists its product as uncharacterized. The transcript has 2 exons. The coding region runs from base 1 to 1098 and encodes 365 amino acids. NCBI's taxonomy places the organism in Eukaryota, Fungi, Ascomycota, Eurotiomycetes, Eurotiales, Aspergillaceae. The record is from RefSeq and is a predicted model, not a curated record.